GACUGUGUGAGGGCCGGGGGCCCAGGCAGUCCUGGGACCCCAGGCCAUGGGUGAGCGAGCCUAUCAUGGGGCCCAGGUGUGCUCUGGCACCAACCCCAGGAAGUGCCAGGACUUAGGAGACUCGAUUCUUCUUCUUCUGGGCAGCUUCAUCUUGCUCAACGUGUGGAUCAAUGUGGUGACUCUGCUCUGGAAGCAUCUGAAGAGCUCCUUGCGGAUUCUUUUCCGUCAUUUUUUCCCCAAAGACAAGCAGCCCAGUGGCAGCCAUCCCAUAAGUAUUUGCUCCUCCGUGGAUCCCAAGAACCUGUGCUCAAAAGUCUCUUCCCGCGUCCAUCCUCGCCCAGGCUUCCUGCUCAGGCGCGUUAACCACCUUGACUCCUGGAUACCAGACACGAAUGAUGAGAAGGUUUCUGCGUGCUGCUGCAUGCCCCCUAAAUGUGGACAUGCCGGCGUUCCCAGGGAGUCUGCAUGGGGACUGUACAAGGCGGGGAUGAUGGGCGGGGGAGAAGCCCCUCAGGUCGCAGCCUCAAAGGCUCAAGCCUCCUUGCUCUCCAGGCCAGAGACAUCUUCCCAGUUCCCAAAGAUGAGCAAGUUGGACACGGGUCCAUGCCACCUGCCCCAAGAGAGCAAGACUAAGACCCCAGACUGUGCCCCAGCCGAGGCCCCAGCUCAGGCCCAGGUCCACUCCCCAACCCACACUCCUGUGUGCACCCCAACCCACCCCUGGACCCGCUCCACGGACCACACCGCUGUGCACACCCCUGCCCACUCCUGGACCCACUCCAAAGCCCGCACCCCCGAGGGCACCCACUCCCAGGCCCAGGACACCUCAGCCCAGGCCCAAGCCCACACCUCGGCCCCUACCCCAGCUCAGACGCCAGCCCACAUCCAAGCUCACACCCCAGCCCCUACACCGGCCCAGGCCUCAGCUCACACUAAAGCCCAUACGUCAGCCCAGGCCCAAACCCACUCUCCGCCCCACACCCCUGAGCAUACUCACUCCCAGGCCCACAGCCCUGAACACACCUCAGCCCAUGCCCCAGCCCACUCCCCAGCCCAGGCUCCUAUGCCUGUCCCAGCCCACCCCCAGGCCCAUGCCCCUGAGUACACCUCAGCCCAUGCCCCGGCGUAUAUCCCAGACCACUCUCAUCUAGUCCGCAGCUCCGUUCCUGUCCCAACCUCUUCCCCAGCUCCUCCCGGAACUCUUGCCCCAGCCACUACUCCUGUCCUAGCUCCAACACCAGCCCCUGUCCCAACCUCUGCCCCAGCUCCUCCCGGAACUCUUGCCCCAGCCACUACUCCUGUCCUAGCUCCAACACCAGCCCCUGUCCCAACCUCUGCCCCAGCUCCUCCCGGAACUCUUGCCCCAGCCACUACUCCUGUCCUAGCUCCAACACCAGCCCCUGUCCCAGCCUCUGCCCCCACCCCUGCUCCAGCACUGGUCAUGGCCCUGACUACCACUCCUGUCCCUGAUCCUGUCCCUGCCACCACCCCUGCCCCUAUCAUAACUCCUAUACCCUCUACCCCACCUGCCUUCAGCCAUGACCUCUCCACUGGCCAUGUGGUCUAUGAUGCCCGCAGGGCAAAGCAGAAUUUCUUCCAUAUGUCCAGCCCCCAGAACCCUGAGUAUUCAAGAAAAGACUUGGCUACCCUCUUCAGGCCCCAAGAGGAUCAGGACCUGGUGAGUUCUGGCAUAUCUGAGCAAACAAAGCAAUGCAGUGGGGAUAGUGCCAAGCUUCCUGCAGGAUCCAUACUGGGCUACCUGGAGUUGAGGAAUAUGGAACGGAAGAACUCAGAUGAUGCCAAAGAUAAGUUCCCCCAGACCAAGACUUCCCCUUACUGCAGCUUCCAUCCUUGCAGUUCUGAGAAGAACACAGACUCCCAGGCUCCAUUCUACCCCAAAUUCCUUGCCUACUCCCGGGAUACUGCAUGUGCCAAGACUUGCUUUCAUUCUGCAACCACUGCCCAGAGCUCAGUGUGCACCCUUCCUCCACCGUUCACUCUUUCCCUGCCUCUCGUUCCUCCCAGAUCCUUUGUCCCUCCUCAACCCACCAACCGUCAGAGGCCUUCCACCUUAAUACAAACCCCUACUGUUCUUCCAAACUCCAAGUCUCCUCAGUCCAUCCUCACUUCCCAAUUCCCCAUCCCUUCCCUGUUCGCCACCAUUUCCCAACCCCUGAUCCAACCCCAAUGCCCUGAAUGUCAUGAGAGUCUAGGCCUUACCCAAGAUUCUGGCCUUCAAAGGACCCCAGGCCCUUCAAAAGACUCCAGAGUUCCCAGGAAUCUGGACCUUGCCCAAAACCCAGACCUCUACAAGAACCCAGGCCUUACCCAAGAUCCAGGCCUCCACGAGAACCCAGGUCUUGCUCCAAAUCAAGGCCUACAUGAAUUCCCAGGCCUUCCCCAAGAUUCUUAUCUCUGCCAGAAUCCAAGCCCUUCUCAAGACUUUGGUCUUCACAAGAAUUCAGGCAUUACUCAAGAUUCCCACCCCCAAAAGAACACAGGUCUGACUCAAGAAGCUGGUAUCCUUAGGAGCCCAUGUCUCACCCAACCCCCUGGCCUCCACAAGAAAACACCAUUUACGCAAACUUCUGAUCUUCAGAGGAGCUCAGGCUUUACACAAGACUCUGGAAUCUAUAGGAAUCUUGAACCAAACCAAGAGACUGUGAUCUACAAAAAUCAAGAUCUCUCCCAAGCAACUGACCACCAAAAGAACCUAGGCUCUUCUAAAGAUUCUGGAGGUCACAAGAAUACAGGCAAUGUCCAAGAUCCAGGAGUUUGUAGUACCGCAGGCCUUACUGAAGAUUCUGGAUCACAGAAGGGUCCGUAUGUUCCCCAAGACUCUGAAGUCAAUAAGAGCUCAGGAGUUAUCCAGGAAUCUUGUCUCCACAAGAGCCCAGGCCUUGUCCAAACCUCUGGCCUCCCAAAGUGCUCAGGCCUUACCCAAAACUCAGGAGACUACAAGAAUCCAGGACUUAUCCAAGAUUGUGGUGGCCACAAAGUUAAAGGCCUUACUCAAGAUUCCAACCUCCCAAGCCUUACCCAAGCCACUAAAGUUGAAAGAAGAUUUAGCCUUCCCCAAGAUGUUGGAGUUUACAGGAGCUCAGAACAUAGCCAAGACUCUAAUCUCCACAAGUGCCCAGGAAUUAAUCAAGAUCCUGGCCCCCAUAAAGACCCAGCCCUUGUCCAAGACUCUGGCCUCCCCAAGAUUUCAGGCCUUACCCAGGAAUCUGGCCCCUACAAGAACUCAUGCCUCAUCCCAGAUCCCAGCCUCUACAAGAACCCAAGCCCUGCCCUAGGUUCUGAUUUUGUCCAGCUUCUGUCCCUACUUCAGACCCCAAAGUCCACACUGUCCCUGAUGAAGUCAUCUGUGCCUGAGAAGGCUGCUCAGAAGGAGGACGCACAGCGGCACGUCCUCUGGGCUCGUGUCCAACUCAAUCAGAACUCCUGCCCUUCCAAGGCCCAAGUGUUCUCCAAUGACCUGCAGACCUUCUCAGAGGUACCUGUAUUAAUUGAGCUGCAGUCAUCCUCCUGGCGGGCAGGCAGCCAGCACGGGGCGUACCGCCCUGUGGAUACAGUUCCUUCAGGCUACCAGAACUAUCGUCAGAUGUCUAUGCCUACCCAUAUCAACUGGAAGUCCCACUGCCCUGGACCAGGCACCCGGGCAGGGCAUGUGGUUUUUGAUGCCCGUCAGAGAUGGUUGGCAGUGGGCAAGGACAAGUGUGAAGCUCUGUCUCCUAGGCGCCUUCGUCAAGAGGCACCCAGCAACUCGGGGAAACCAUCAAGGAGUGGGGAUAUCAGAAUGUGAUGAGAACCUUGGACAAAGAGGGGACAAAAGCGCAUCAGGAAUAAAGAGGCGAGAGAAA
Messenger RNA from Pan troglodytes (chimpanzee), 3863 nucleotides. It is a transcript of the gene SPEM3, whose product is annotated as SPEM family member 3. Gene Ontology annotation, cellular component: cytoplasm. The record is from RefSeq and is marked validated. The coding region runs from base 47 to 3805 and encodes 1252 amino acids. The transcript is spliced from 3 exons. Lineage: Eukaryota; Metazoa; Chordata; Mammalia; Primates; Hominidae. Gene Ontology annotation, biological process: sperm individualization; flagellated sperm motility.